AUGCGGUGCGGCAAAGCUGCUUGGCUUUACGGCUGUAACUUGGUACUUCUCAUAUCUGUCAUUCUCUUUCUUGUGGCUACCACCUUUAUGCUGACAAAUCCACUGUUCGUAUUGAUCCCAAUUCACAAGUACGACCCGUAUGUCAUCGGUUAUUGUCUCAUCAAUGUUUGCUUGGCCUUUCUUUGUGUCUCAUCAAUUGUCGCCAUUCGACAACGACAAAUUGCCAUUGUUGUUUUCUGUCAUUGGUUGACAUGUUGCACACUGGUAAUCGAUGCCGUCAUGGUUUUCGUGUUCGCAAAUCUCAUGUCCACCGCGCACACUUCGCUCCAUUCCCACAUUCAAGUACUCCAUCAGAGCAGCAAAACUCUUUGUCCAGUCUGGGACAACGCCUAUCAAGCUUUGACCUGCUGCCCACCGACAGAAGUUCUGAAGACCUGCUCAGAUUUUCUCAACAUCACCAAGUUAUUCUGUCCGAUCGACAAUUCAAACGAUUGUCAUGUUCAUAUCAAGAAGUGGCUCCAUUCUAAUACCGAAAUCGUUGGUUGUCUGGCAUUCUGUAUCAUGGCCCCCGUGAAACUUUUCAUGACUGCUGCUCUUCGUAAGGAUAUUGAAAAAGUCGAGACAGAGAUGGCUGAAUUGGAAUACUACUCGCAAAUGAUCAAUGACUACGAUCGACACGGAGAUGGAUACAUUGAGAGCUUCAAGAGCAAUGCGAACUUGGCUGAAAGCACUUCAACGCAAUCAUCAAGAGUGAGCCGUGUUCGGAGCUUCCCUGGAUAUUCUCCAUUCUUGAAACACUCUGUCAUUGAGGAAGUCGAGAACGAGUUUACCGUUCGUGGAGAUGAAAUCAGAGAGGAACUACAACAAGCUAUUGCUGCACAUAAUGCUAGACAACUUGAAACCGCUACUCUUCAAGAUUAA
This is a messenger RNA of Caenorhabditis remanei, 921 nucleotides long. RefSeq lists its product as uncharacterized. The transcript has 6 exons. Bases 1 to 921 code for a protein of 306 amino acids. NCBI's taxonomy places the organism in Eukaryota, Metazoa, Nematoda, Chromadorea, Rhabditida, Rhabditidae. The record is from RefSeq and is a predicted model, not a curated record.